Molecule: messenger RNA, 1618 nt
Organism: Schizosaccharomyces octosporus yFS286
Lineage: Eukaryota; Fungi; Ascomycota; Schizosaccharomycetes; Schizosaccharomycetales; Schizosaccharomycetaceae
Product: alpha-1,2-mannosyltransferase Alg11
Exons: 1
Coding region: 122-1537 (471 amino acids)
Biological process (GO): protein N-linked glycosylation
Cellular component (GO): endoplasmic reticulum membrane
Molecular function (GO): GDP-Man:Man(3)GlcNAc(2)-PP-Dol alpha-1,2-mannosyltransferase activity
Source: RefSeq, a predicted model, not a curated record
UUGCAACCAGGGAACUCGCUAAUCGGCUCUCGUUUCUUUCUUGUUUUCCUUGAUAUUUAUCGUUAUCUUUACUUCCAUACUUCUAGUGUGUUUGUAUUCUAUAAUUCUUUAACUGAACAGAAUGUUGGUUACAGUUUGUAUUGCGGGUGCAAUUGCAUUCAUUGCAGUGUAUCGAGAAAUUCGUCGUGCAUUAUGUCAAGCCUUUGGACGAAAGCUUAUGCAACGAGUAGCUCAACGUAAAGCCGAUAUAUAUGAGAAAGUGGGAGUUGUCCCUAAAAUUGCUCGUACCGUUGGAUUUUUCCAUCCUUACUGUAAUGCCGGAGGAGGUGGAGAACGUGUUUUAUGGACCGCUGUUAAGUCUGUCCAAACAGAUUUUCCCAAUGUUAUUUCGCUUAUCUAUACUGGAGAUGCUGUAUCUUCUGAAGAAGCUCUUGGUAGGGUUAAGACGACGUUUGAAAUUGAAUUGGAUGCUUCUAAAGUGAUUUUUGUUCCUUUGAAGCUUCGCUUUUUGGUUUCCCCUUCUGUUUGGCCUCGCUUCACAUUACUAGGUCAAUCUUUGGGUAGCAUGGUUUUGGGUUUGGAAGCAAUCUGCCGUUUUGCUCCUGAUAUCUUCAUAGAUACGAUGGGUUAUGCCUUUACUUUUGUCGUUGUUAAGGAAUUUUUAAAUAUUCCUGUCGGCGCUUAUGUUCACUAUCCAACAAUUUCCAGCGAUAUGUUGAAAUCUCUGAAGAAGGUUUCUCUUGUUGGUAAAGUCAAGGGCGCUUAUUGGAAAUGGUUUGCUAAAAUUUACAGCCAAGCAGGUCGUCAUGCAAACUUUGUGAUGACUAAUUCUUCCUGGACACAAAAUCAUAUUGCAUCCUUAUGGGGUAAAGACAUUAAUUUGUCUGUAGUGUUUCCGCCUUGCAAUACCUCAGAACUUGAAAAGGUCGAUAUUUUCCAUCCACGGGAACCAAACUUACUAUAUCUUGCUCAGUAUCGCCCGGAAAAGAAUCAUGAAGAUUUACUUCGCAGUUUCGCUCUAUAUGUACAACAACAUCCAGAGUCUCCUGCUAAACUUUUACUUGUUGGAAGUGUACGCAAUGAAACUGAUAUAAAGCUAGUAGAAUCUUUGAAAGGACUUGCUCAAGACCUUAAAGUAUUCGAGAAAAUUGAAUUUAUUGUAGAUGCUCCAUGGCCUAAAGUGGUUGAGUACCUUGGAACCUGCUCGGUAGGGGUUAAUUAUAUGUGGAAUGAACACUUUGGUAUCGGAGUUGUUGAAUACAUGGCGGCUGGCUUAAUUCCUGUUGUUAAUAAUUCAGGUGGGCCCAAGUUCGACAUAGUCAUUCCUUGGAUAGGAAAACCCACAGGAUUUCAUGCGUCUACUGUAGCAGAAUAUGCUGAAGCGUACCAUAAAGCAUUAACUCUUAGCCCUCAAGAACAACAGGAAAUGCGCGUUAAUGCCCGAUCUGCUUGUGCUCGGUUCGGUGAACAUGUGUUUAUGCGUGAUUUCGGGGAUGUAUUUGCCAAACUUUUACGGGAAGUGUAUGCAAAAGAUUAAGCAUGAUUUUUUUUAUCUUCAAACGUAUAAAGUUCUACCCAUCUAAAUACUUAAAUGUUGUUGUGGGAUCUCGCCCUUUAA